AUGGCGGCGGGAGAAGAUCGUGUACUUGACUGUCUGCCUACGGUUUUAAAUGAAAAGCUGCUGCCAUUCCAGCGUGACGGUGUUAAAUACGCCAUCCACAAGAAAGGGAGAUGUUUGAUUGGGGAUGAGAUGGGUUUAGGUAAGACUAUUCAAGCCAUUGCUGUUGCUUACUAUUACAAGUCUGAAUGGCCUCUCUUAAUUGUUGUACCAUCCUCAUUGAAGUAUCCGUGGACAGAAGAAUUGGAGAAGUGGUUACCAGAGUUACAACCAAAUGAUAUCAAUAUGAUUGCUUCAAGCACAGAUACUGGUGGUAUUUCAACAUCAAAAAUCUCAAUUUUAGGUUAUGGGCUACUCCGAAAUGACUUCCAGACAUUGCAGCAUGCUAUAUCAAGUCAGAACUUUCAAGUUGUCAUUGUCGAUGAGUCACAUUAUAUUAAAAAUAUGAAAACAGCAAGGACAAAGAUUCUCUUACCCAUUGUACAGAAUUCCAAAAGAGCUUUGUUGUUGACAGGAACGCCAGCCUUGUCUAGGCCUGCAGAGUUGUAUCCACAAAUUCAAGCUUUGAAAGCCAAUUUAUUAGGUAACUGGACUGCAUAUGCUAAAAGAUAUUGUGACGCAAAAUGGAAGUACUAUGGAAGACAGAAAUCAUGGGACACCUCGGGGGCUAAUCAUUUACCUGAAUUGCAUAAAAUGCUUAAAAAACACAUCAUGAUACGAAGAGAGAAGAAGCAGGUACUUACACAACUACCACCAAAGCGGAAACAGAGAAUUCCAUUUGUCUUGAAUGAUACUCCGCAGAAAAAGGAAGUUGAUCGCUUAAUGGAAAACUUGAAAAAUGUAUUAAAUGGUGAAACCGUUUUUGAAGAAGGGGUUAAUCCGAAAAUAGUCAUCAAUGGGUUAAUCUCCUCACUAUAUAUCAAAACAGCUGAGGCUAAGGCCGGAGCUGUACGAGAUUACGUCAAGACAUUGUUGGAUAACCGAGAUCAGAAAUUCUUGGUAUUUGCACAUCAUCAUUUCAUGAUGCAAGCUUUGACUGAUGCAAUUCUGGAGUACAAUAAAGAACAUCAUAGUAAUAUUAAAUUUAUAAGAAUUGAUGGCACAGUUCCAGUGGCUGAAAGGGCUAGAUUGGUGAAAUCAUUUCAAAAUGAAGAUGAUGUAAAAGUGGCAAUUCUCAGUAUUCUAGCAGCUGGAACUGGGCUGACAUUAACAGCUGCAACUCAAGUUGUGUUUGCUGAGUUGCAUUGGACACCAGGUGUAAUGGAUCAGUGUGAAGACAGAGCUCAUCGUAUUGGACAGCUAAAUUCCAUCCAAGUCCACUACCUGGUUGCCAUGUCAACCAUUGAUGACUUCAUGUGGGCUGCUAUCUCCAGAAAGGUUAGUGUUGUGAGCCAUGCACUGAGUGGAACAUUACAACAACUCAAAGUAGAUGAAUGCGAUAAAAGUGAUGUGGACUUUCUUUCUCAUGCUGCUGCUUGGUUGCCUAGGAAACAACAAGAAGAUGAUGAAGAAGAAGAUGAUGAUGAUGAUGAUGAUGAUCUGUAUUUCAGUAGCCAGAGUCAAGAUUCCAGACAAAAGAGCAUCUUGUCAUUUUUUACCCCAAAACACAAAGUCUCUCCAAGAAAAAGAAAGAUGAAAUCGUCACCAAGAAGUAAUAUCAAGGAAUCAUCAUUAUUGCAUGGCAACCAAUCAGUGGUCACCGUUAUUAGUGAUGAUGAAGAACACUUCCAGAAUCAGCCAAUCAGAAAGAAGCUUAAAACCAGUCAUAAACCAAUAACAGAUUGUGUUACUCCUACCCAGAAAAACAUGAAAAGAGACAAACUGAUGACAGAUGAUGAUGUUGAGAGUGAUUCAGGAAUGUGUUGCAUUCUGGGAGAUAAUUUUUCAACCCCAGACCAGAAGACAUCAAAUGUUAGAAUGAAGGCAGAUAAAAAACAAAAAUUGUGGAAUUGUGGAGCAUGUACUUUUGAAAACCAUGACGAUCUUCCGUUUUGUGAGAUAUGUGACACACCUCGCAAAAAUCAGAGACAGAAAGAAAUUGAGUCCAUCGUAGAAAGUGAAAAUGAAGAUGCAAUUACCAUGGCAGAAAUUAGUGAUGUCACUACAGAAACUGAUGACACAUUCACAAAAAUUGAUGAUGCCACUGACAGUGAUGACACCAUAAUAGUUGACUACACAGAAGUAGAUACUUCUGUAAGUAAGAAGUCGGCACAUGCUGUGAUAGACAAGAACCCAACUGAUGGUUUGGAAACCAUGGCAACACCAAAGAUGAAACCAGUGAUUAAAACCGAUGAAGAGCAAUAUAAUGAUACAAACACGCCACAUAAGUCAGUGGUUGAUGAUAAGUGGUGUCAUAUUUCGGUUCAUGAGAGGUUUCAUUACAGUGCUAGUAAAUAUACAGAUAGAAUAUAUUUGUAUGAUGAGUCUGGCUGUCCACUAAAUGCAAGUUUUUACCCGAUGGAUGUACAAAAUAAAGAUGUAGACAAUUUACCGGAUAUACUGCAUCAUCCACACAAUCUCCGCCUUGUCAAAAGAUUUGUAAGACAGUGGAACAGUAUUAAUGAUAUAAGAAAACGUCAAGUCAGGAAAAGUGGCGAAGUGUUCUAUAAUGUACAUGAAAUGCUGAAUGGUAUACUUGAGAAACAGUCAUCGCAUGGAAAGUGUAAUAAACGAUACCUUACUAAGGAAGAUUUUGCACAGAAGGCAAAGAAGACAGCAGAGAACAUCGGUGGAUCUGUGAGGGUUGUGGCAAAACACAAGAUUACGCCAAAGAGAAUGCAGACUGAACGAGGACAUAAAACAUCACCUAAAAAGAAUAGUAGGAGAAAAAGUAAACAGGCUAAAGAGAUUGAAGAACUAAUGAUGCUAGCUGCUGACCAUGAUGAUUGCUGGUCUGAUGAAGAGGAUACCUCUGCAACUCAAAGCGAUACUGCACAAUUCCAUUCCAUAUCUCCCAAAACGAGUGCUGAUAUCAAACACUACCCUGGAAAUAGAAGUAAGUCAAAUACACAAGCCACUAGGACAGUUAAUUCCGUUAUCUCAAAAACUUUGGCAAACAAUGCAAAUAAGAGCUUACCCAGUGAUGAUGAAUUUGACCCAUUCAACACAGUGAUAAAACAGAAUAGUUUCCAUGUCUGUCCUGAUAAAGAUCCAAGUACAUCUAUGUCGAGCAUAUCUGUCAAACCAUGCAGCGAUGGGAGGAAUAAAAACGGAGAUGAUUCAAAGGACGUUAUCGAUGAUGAUGAUAUAACGGCAACAUGUACCAGAUUACAGGUUGUUGACUCAGAAGGGCGCCCUCUAUGUUUGUAUUGUAACCAGCCCUGCAGAACUGACCAAUCACUGCCCAGCACAUCAAAUAGAAAUCAUGAUUGGGACACAAGAUAUUGUUCUGAAAAAUGCAAGGAUGAUCAUUAUCUUAGAGCCCGUGGUGGAUAUGUGCGUGAGCAAUUAUUUAGUAUUGAACAUGGUAUAUGUCAAAUAUGUCGUAGGAAUAUACAUGAACUGUACCUACAAGUCAAAGCUUUACCAAAAGGUGAAAGAAAGGAUUUCCUGACAGGAACUCAUUUUUCCAAGUUACCAGUCAAGAUAUUGAAUGGUAUUAUAGAUAAACCGUCUGAAGGAAAGUUUUGGCAGGCUGAUCACAUAGUUGCUGUUUCUAAUGGUGGUGGCCUCUGUUCACUGGAUAAUUUCCGCACAUUAUGCACAGUUUGUCAUCGAUCUGUUACAAAUAUUCAGUCAAGACAAAGAAAACAAGAUAAGAAAAUUGCAGCCAGGAGAAGUGCUGGAUUUGCAGAUAUCACUGCGUUCUUUAAAUCUUAA
Messenger RNA from Saccoglossus kowalevskii, 3816 nucleotides. RefSeq names its product DNA annealing helicase and endonuclease ZRANB3-like. Lineage: Eukaryota; Metazoa; Hemichordata; Enteropneusta; Harrimaniidae. Gene Ontology annotation, molecular function: DNA endonuclease activity; nucleic acid binding; ATP binding. The record is from RefSeq and is a predicted model, not a curated record. Gene Ontology annotation, biological process: DNA repair; replication fork processing. Gene Ontology annotation, cellular component: nuclear replication fork.